Molecule: messenger RNA, 507 nt
Organism: Trichomonas vaginalis G3
Lineage: Eukaryota; Parabasalia; Trichomonadida; Trichomonadidae
Product: phenolic acid decarboxylase (PAD) family
Exons: 1
Coding region: 1-507 (168 amino acids)
Molecular function (GO): carboxy-lyase activity
Source: RefSeq, a predicted model, not a curated record
AUGACAUCCUUUGAUAAGCAUGAUCUCAGUGGCUUCAUAGGCAAGCAUCUCGUAUACACAUAUGAUAAUGGCUGGAAUUAUGAAAUUUACAUUAAAAAUGAUAAAACAAUGGAUUACAGAAUUCAUAGUGGCAUUGUUGGCAAUCGCUGGGUUAAGGAUCAGCGCGUUUUUAUCGCAAGAGUUGGCCAAAGUAUUUACAAAAUCUCUUGGACAGAACCAACAGGCACAGAUGUAAGUUUAAUUGUCAAUCUUGGCGAUAAACUCUUCCAUGGUACAAUUUUCUUCCCACGCUGGAUUAUGAAUGAUCCAAAGAAGACUGUUUGUUUCCAGAAUGAUCAUAUUCCAUUGAUGGAAAAGUAUCGUGAAGAAGGUCCUGCAUAUCCUACAGAAGUUAUUGACGAAUUUGCAACAAUAACAUUCAUUCAGGACUGCAAACCAAACGAUGAUACAGUAAUUGCAUGCGCAGCGAGUGAAUUACCAAAGAAUUUCCCAGAAAACUUGAAAUAA